Closterium sp. NIES-65 is the source of this 4311-nucleotide messenger RNA. The record is from the annotation of a GenBank genome assembly. NCBI's taxonomy places the organism in Eukaryota, Viridiplantae, Streptophyta, Zygnematophyceae, Desmidiales, Closteriaceae.
AUGCUCCGAAGCAGACUAGCUGCGACCCCUGUUGCUGCCAACUCUACGGCUGUUACCUCCUCUAUUGCUGCCUCCUCAGUGGCUGCCACGGCUGGUGCAGCGCACCAAGAAACAGACAGUGACGAGGGUCGGCGCAGCAAAGAGCAGAGCUAUGGAGGGCGCGAGGAGGCAGCAGGAGAGUGUGCGUUGCAGCAUGAGGAGGCAGCGCUGCGAAACAAGAGGGCAGCGCAGCAGCCGCCAGCGUCGCCCCGCCAUGCGAAACGGCCCACGGUGCACACGCAGGCAGAGGCGGAUGAUGCGAGCGGAGAGCGGGAGAGGGCGGGAGCGAGCGGGCUGUGGUUCGUGAUGAACGGCGGUGGGCAGGCUGGGGGUGUGGGACCCGCGGAUGAGAUGGAGGAGGGGGAAGUGAGGAGUGAGGACGGUGAGGAGGAAGAAGGACAGGAGGCGGGAUUCGAGGUGGAGGGGGAGGAGAGAGGAGAAGAGAUAGAGGGGCAGAAGGAGGGGGAUGAGGAGGGGGGCGAGGGGUACGAAGAGGAUGACGAUGUGAUUGAGGUGGGUCCUGUUGCGGUAAGGAUUCAGCUGGUAAAGCAGCAGGAGGAGGAGGAGCAGAUGGAGCAGCAGAUGCUGCAGGACGUACUGGUGCAGGAGCAAAGGCCCGGCAGCAGAGAGAAGCACAAGGGUCUAGGAGGACCAGGAGAAGGAGGAGGAGGCCCCACCCACCCAAGUGCGAGGCGCUCCUUGGCUGCCGCAUUCGCAGGUGCAGAGGGCACCAAAGUGGCGGAUGACGGAAGGAGGCAGGCUGCCUGUGAGAAUGGGGCCGCUUCUACGGGCCCGCAGUGCAGCCCUCGUGCAGCGGCCGAUAAGGAACCGCAAGCCUGCCUGGUGAAGCCCUGUAUUGAUGCUACAGUGUACCUCGUUAUAGACAACCUGGAGCAGCUCAAAGCCUUCCCUGCAGGGGAAGGCCCGCAGCUGCUGGAAACGUUCCUCCGCCUGCCCGAACUGUUGGGGCAGUCCAACUUAGGGCUAAUCCUAGUGAGCAAGCUGGACUGGGCGUCAACUUGUGGGCUUGGCGCUGCAGGGAUGGGGGGUGGGGGCAGCUGGGGCGGAGGCUGGGGAGGCGGAUGGGGAGGCGGAUGGGGAGGAGGAGGAGGGGCAGCAACAGCAGCGGCUAUGGCAGUGGCGGCAUGUGAGCCAGUGACGGUGUUCUUCCCACCGUACAGCGACAAGGAACUGGAAACGGUUCUCGUGGGCAUGAGGCCGAAUCAGCCGCUCUUCCUCUCCUUCCUCAGGCAGGUGGUUCCAGUGUAUACCCGUGCCUACCGCUCCCUGCCGCACCUCGCCUCGCUCGUGGACCACUCCUGGCCGCUCUACACCGCUCCCAUUGCCACAGGCUCUGUGUCCCCCGACCACCCCAGCUGUGCUCGCCUGCUGUAUAUGAGAGCACAGGAGCACAUAGGAACCACACUCAAGCAGCCCGUCUCAACCCUCGUACGCUCGUCAGUCGUGGAUACUCCUGCUGUUGCUGCUACUGCUGGAGCUCCAAUGGACGUUCCAGAUCUUCCCAUCAUGACAAGAUUCGCCCUUGUCGCAGCAUUUACCUGCUCCCGCAACCCAGCACCGUCAGAUGUAACCCUUUUUAACUUCUCGGACUCCGCACAGCCCGGUGGAAGCGGGUUUCGGUCCAGGAGGAAGAGGAAGGCAAGUGCAGGGGACCUGGACAAGCAGGCUAGAGAGGCCAGGGAGGCUCAGCAGCACGGCCCCAUUCCCUUCCCUCUUUCGCGCUGGCUGCUCAUGGCUCACCACUUGGUGAAAGCUCACUGGUCCUCUCCUCUCGCCUCGGUUUCUAGUGGUGGUGCUGCUGAGUCAGCUCCUGCUGUGGAUGACAGCUUGCUGACUCAGCUUGCGACUCUUGUUCGCGGUGGGCUGGUGAGCCAGUCAGGGGAAGACAGGCUGGCUAGCACAACACGCUUCAAGUGCAGUGCGAGAAAGGAACUGGUGAAGCAGGUGGCGAACACUCUUGGCAUUCGACUGGAGCAGCUUCUGCUUUUUGGUCCGGGCUUUAACUCCCUCUCGGCGUGGCUCUUAAGGCGAGGUCUGAGCACGGACCGGGACGGUGGGGAGAGAGGCGACACAGGGCUCAGCGACCUGGGUCCGGGCAUGGGCUUGGGCCGGGAGGGCCCGUCCGCGCAGGCGCUCAUGCCGCCGGGUCCGCGGGACGACCUCCGCGCGGGCGCGGGCGCGGGGGAAGGCGCGGAGGCGGAAGGCGCGGAGGCUGCACCAGCGGAGGACGACCAUUUACCGGAGGACGAUCAGGAGGCGGUGCUGGAUUCGGUGGUGAAGGUGUACGCCGUGGGGAGCAGCCCCAACUACCGCCUGCCCUGGCAGAACAAACCGCAGCGCGAGGUCACCGGCUCAGGGUUCGUGAUUAUGGGCCGUCGGAUCCUCACCAGCGCGCACAUCGUGGCCGACCAGGCGUUCGUGCUCGUGAGGAAGCACGGCUCGCCCAAGAAGUACCUCGCGCAGGUGCAAGCAGUGGCGCACGAGUGCGACCUGGCGCUGCUGACAGUGGGGGAGCCAGGCGCGGGGGGAGGGGGCAUGGGCGGAGGAAUGGGGGGAAGGGGAGGGCACCACGAGCAUGAGCACGAUCACGACGACCACCACCACCAUGACAGAUUUGGGGAGGAUAAGGGCGGCGGGGGAGCGGGGGGACGGGGCGGGGGCGCCAUGGGGGAUUUCGGGGGCGGGGGGAUGGGGAGGGGGGGCGGGGGCGGGCUGGGGAGCCGAAUGGGCGGGGGGAAGGGGAUGGGGGGGGAUAUGGGGAUGGGGAUGGGGGGGGAUAUGGGGAUGGGGAUGGGGGGGAGGGGGGAGGCGGGGAGAGGAGUGGGGGGAGCGGGGGGGAAUGAGGAGUUCUGGGCGGGGCUGAACCCGCUGCCUCUGGGGGAUGUGCCUCAGCUGCAGGAGUCGGUAGCUGUGGUGGGGUACCCUCAAGGCGGCGACAACAUCAGCAUCAGCAUGGGAGUCGUCUCACGCGUGGAGCCCACCAAGUACGCACACAGCGGGGCGCACCUGCUGGCCAUCCAGAUUGAUGCGGCAAUCAACCCUGGCAACAGUGGGGGACCCGCCCUCAUCAUGACCCACGUGCCCGUCGCGGCAGGAGAUAGCACCACCAGCAGUGCUGCUGCUGAUGCUGCUGCUGGCGCGUACGGCAGCAGCAGCAGCAGCAGUAGUGGUGGUGGUGGUAGAGAGACAAGCAGAAGCGGUGGCAGUGGGAAUGGAAGGGAUUUGAUGAAUUCACACCGCAUGGAUUCUCAACUGCAGGGAGAGUCUGCUGGCAGGGCAGGGGGGAUGCAGCGGCGAUCAGGGUUGGAGGAGGAGAGCGAUUCACCCAGCAUAAAGGGGCUGGGCUGGGGGGACGAGGGCGGGGACGGGAUGCUGGGGCUAGGGGGGGAAGAUGGGCGGGAGGAGUGGGAGGGGGAGGAGGGGGAGGAGGAGGUGGGGGUGGGAGGGGGUUGGGCGGAGAUAGAAGCGGAGCGGGCGGCAGAGGAGGCGGCGGCGAGGGCGACACCGGUGGCGAUGAGAGUAGAGUACCGCGUAGUGGGGGUGGCUUUCCAGAACCUCACUGGGGCUGAAAACAUCGGUCUCACUCAUGCCUCCCCUCCAUGCCUCUCCAUGGCCUCUCUCUCCCCUCCCCCCCCUCGCAGCUACAUAGUACCCACGCCCAUCAUCCACCGAUUCCUGCACGAUGCAGCGCUGCACCACCGCCGCUUCCACGGCUUCUCCUCCUUGGGCGUGGCAUGCCAGCCGCUUGACAACUGGCAGCUGCGCGCGCACCUGCGCCUGCCGCCGACUGCUACAGGCGUGCUGGUGAACGCGGUGCAGCCUCUCAGUGAGAGCAGCCGGUGGAUCAAGAAGGACGAUGUGUUGACUGCAUUCGACUGCGUGCCUAUAGCCGAUGAUGGUUCCGCCGCUCGACAACUGGCAGCCGCGCACCUGCGCCUGCCGCCCUCCGCCACGGGCGUGCUCGUGAACGCGGUGCAGCCUCUCAGCGAGAGCAGCAGGUGGAUUAAAAAGGACGAUGUGUUGACUGCCUUGGACUGCGUGCCUAUCGCUGACGAUGGCUCCGGUGAGUGUAGCAUGGGCGCAAUCUCCCACACAAGCGCUGGUGAUUGUCAACAGGCGGGUGGGCUCGCCCGUGAACUUCCUCUCAGCGUGAGCAGCCGGUGGAUCAAGAAGGACGACGUGUUGACCGCGUUUGACUGCGUUCCUAAAGCGGAUGAUGGGUCUGGUGAGUGGUGGAGAGGAGGGGAUUGA